This is a messenger RNA of Myripristis murdjan (pinecone soldierfish), 1847 nucleotides long. RefSeq names its product ly6/PLAUR domain-containing protein 6-like. Bases 96 to 629 code for a protein of 177 amino acids. NCBI's taxonomy places the organism in Eukaryota, Metazoa, Chordata, Actinopteri, Holocentriformes, Holocentridae. Gene Ontology annotation, biological process: positive regulation of canonical Wnt signaling pathway. Gene Ontology annotation, molecular function: acetylcholine receptor inhibitor activity. The record is from RefSeq and is a predicted model, not a curated record. The transcript is spliced from 5 exons.
AUGACAGGCUGCUCCUCAGCUCCAGGCUUCCAGUUGAAAUCCUGUCGAAGUGUCUUACAGGCCAAAUAGAGGGUGCAUGAAGAAGCUCAGAGCCGAUGAUGGAGCCGUGGCCAGCGGUUGGCUGGGUCCUACUACUGACCAAUGUUGCUGAUUGGCUGAAAAGUGUCCAAUCACGGGACUUCACAAUGAAGGACAUCAUCUUCCUGCACCCCUCAACCACACCUCACCCAGGUGGAUUCAAGUGCUUCACCUGUCAAGACUCUGCAGAUAACUAUGACUGCAAUCGCUGGGCACCAGACGUGUACUGCCCGAAAGAUACCAGCUACUGCUACACACUCCACAUGAUGGACAACCAAGGAAACAGUGUGUCUGUGACCAAGCGCUGUGUGAGCCUGGAGGACUGCCUGCUCACUGGCUGUAGAUAUGUUAACAGAGAUGAAGGCUACCAGGUCUGCACUUCCUGCUGUGAGGGAAACAUCUGUAACUUGUUGGUACCAAGAAACAAGAGCACCGCUGUUUUCUCCACCACCUCUCCUGUGCUCAGCUCCUCUCACAGCUCGACCGGCAGGCUGCUUUCUGUGGCACUGACCUACAUCAUCAGCAGCAUCAUCACAGCUACACAUGCGUGAAAGAGAAACUCAGCAUUUGUGGUAAAGAGUAUUAAUAGGUACUUGAAAAAGGACGUUUUCAAGGGAAAUUGUGCAAAUUUAAAGGUGCACAAACAAGUGUGUCACAUUUUACAUAUCGUUGUAUCAUUAUCAGAUUAAUUGAUACCAGAUAUAAUUACCAUGAACAAAUGACUGGGACAAAUGCUGGCCUCUUUCACCAGUCCCUUUUGCUUUGUUCCAUUUUAGCUGUGUUUGUUUUGGAAGAACAGCGCCCUCUUCCUGUUUUUUGCCAUAAAGAAAUCCAGCAGAUUUCACACUAAAUCUGACCAGGUGCCUCACAAUGUAUAAACUCAGCACAAACACCAAUAAUGGCUGCUAGUCAUCACAGCAGUGGUGACAUGAAUGAAGACUCCAUUCCUUUUAGGUCUAAUAGAGCCAGAGUCCUGCUGUUGUUGUGUUUACCCUGCUAUUUCAUGUCAAAAUGGCUGCCGUGAAAAAGCUCUGUUAAUGGGUCAAAAUAAAUGUGGUAAUGAUUUAUUGAACUGCUGUUGAUAAUAAAUUAAAUCAAAUAAACAACAUUACACACAGCGGCUAUCCUGAAACAAGACUGAAAUAGGAUAGUGUUGGGAAAUUUGCCCAUUAUUAAAAUUGCAGGACAACACUGCAGGAUAUUACAUCUGUUGAUAGGGCAAAAAUUAAAAUAAUAAUAAUAAAUCUAUAAAAAGAUGAAGAUUAAAUCUACACAGUUUAGGCCAAAAAAGAAGAAAGAAAAGGAUCAAUAUACUAAUCAGCCAAUGAAGAGUAUUCAGAAUUGAAGUUUGCAGAGAAAAUUGUGAUGUUUAUGUGUAUGUUUAUCUGUUGUUAUUGACCUAAAAAUGUUAUAAGACAAGAAGUUGACAUUCAGACCGGGAUCAAUGCUUAUAAUAAGAUUAAUAAUAGAUUUGAGGAUCCUGGUCCGGGUCAAGCAGGACUAAAUGCCAAAGCUGCAUGAUGUAUCGGCUUUGUCCUGUUAGACAAUAAUUCCUUUUUUGGUGAGGUUUAUUUAUUAUUUAUUAAUGACAGUGUUAACUCGAUCAGUUGUUAGUGUCUUACCAUGCUUUGUCCAAUGUCACCUUGUUUAUUUUAUCAUCUUGUUUUCCUGUGUGUGAUAUAUGUAUACAAAUAUUUAUUUUUAUAAGGCAUAAUGGAUUAGGACAAUCUAUUAUAUAACGGUAGUUUGGUAUCAGUUGGUUCUAAUAA